This is a messenger RNA of Nanorana parkeri, 1652 nucleotides long. RefSeq names its product pantothenate kinase 3 (gene PANK3). Lineage: Eukaryota; Metazoa; Chordata; Amphibia; Anura; Dicroglossidae. The transcript is spliced from 7 exons. Gene Ontology annotation, biological process: coenzyme A biosynthetic process. Bases 58 to 1170 code for a protein of 370 amino acids. Gene Ontology annotation, cellular component: nucleus; cytosol. The record is from RefSeq and is a predicted model, not a curated record. Gene Ontology annotation, molecular function: ATP binding; pantothenate kinase activity.
UGAGUGACUGUGCAUGUUUUGUCCACAGGGAGGAGAGCUUCAAGUACCAACUCCAGGAUGAAGAUCAAGGAUGCAAAGAAGCCAUCUUUCCCAUGGUUUGGCAUGGACAUUGGUGGCACACUAGUGAAGCUAGCCUAUUUUGAACCCAUUGACAUUACAGCUGAAGAAGAGCAAGAGGAAGUGGAAAGCUUGAAGAGUAUACGUAAAUAUCUGACUUCCAAUAUAGCCUAUGGCUCCACUGGCAUACGGGAUGUUCACUUGGAGUUGAAGGACUUGACACUGUUUGGUAGAAGGGGAAAUCUGCACUUUAUCCGUUUUCCGACCCAUGACCUACCAACAUUUAUUCAAAUGGCACGGGAUAAAAACUUCUCAACUCUCCAUACUGUUCUGUGUGCCACAGGAGGCGGGGCUUAUAAAUUUGAGGAAGAAUUCCGUACAAUUGGAAAUCUUCAGCUGCAUAAGGUGGACGAACUAGAUUCCCUUGUUAAAGGUUUGCUGUUUAUAGACUCUGUCAGUUUUAAUGGACAAGCUGAAUGCUAUUUUUUUGAAAAUGCUUCACAUCCUGAACAGUGCCAGAAGAUCCCAUUCAAUCUGGAUGACCCCUACCCUUUACUAGUUGUAAACAUUGGCUCUGGAGUUAGUAUUCUUGCAGUCCAUUCAAGGGACAACUAUAAGAGAGUCUGUGGAACAAGCCUUGGUGGUGGGACCUUCCUUGGUCUUUGCAGUUUACUGACUGGCUGUGAGAGUUUUGAAGAGGCUCUGGAAAUGGCAUCAUCUGGUGAUAGCACAAAAGCAGAUAAAUUAGUAAAAGAUAUAUAUGGAGGGGAUUAUGAACGGUUUGCACUUCCUGGCUGGGCCGUAGCAUCAAGUUUUGGCAACAUGAUCCACAAAGAUAAACAGGAAUCUGUUAGUAAAGAAGAUCUGGCUCGUGCUACAUUGGUAACGAUAACAAACAAUAUCGGAUCAAUAGCGAGGAUGUGUGCUGUCAAUGAGAAAAUAAACAGAGUGAUUUUUGUGGGCAAUUUUCUCCGUGUUAACACACUGUCUAUGAAGCUUCUUGCAUAUGCGUUGGACUAUUGGUCAAAUGGCCAACUCCAAGCCUUAUUUCUGGAGCACGAGGGUUAUUUUGGUGCGGUUGGUGCUCUAUUAGGAUUGCCCAAUUUUUCUUAAAAUUGCCAUAUAUUAUCAAGUCAAAGAAAUUAGAAAUUGUUUUUCUUUUUCAAGUUUUAAAUCCUGAGUAAUUUGUAUACAUCAAAGAAGAACUGUGGCUGAAAGUUGGUAGGCAUCUCAUUCUUGGCAGUGUUUUAAUAUGUUAAUAUCAUGAGAGAUCCACGAGAAAACCAUCAGCCUGCCAUCGAAUGGAACAUAUUCAGCGCUUGCCUCUCGGUAGCCAUUAUUUUUGUAUACAGAACCAGUAUUAUGGACAAGAAAAUCACAGGAGUGAACAUACUGUGCUGCAAUGACUUUAAACGUUCACUACGUUAUUGGCAGCUAAUGUCUUAACAUGGAUAUGCUCUGCAUCUAGUAUGUCUUGUAUCAAUGCCACUAAUUUAAGCUUGACCGAUCUUAACUGUGAUAAAGCUUACUAGAGUUCAUUUAGUCAUUCCUGCUUUGUUAUGAAGGGUCAGUUUACGGCUUUUCAUUUUAUUAAA